This is a messenger RNA of Lepus europaeus (European hare), 6856 nucleotides long. Its product is annotated as zinc finger protein 260-like. The record is from RefSeq and is a predicted model, not a curated record. The coding region runs from base 273 to 2531 and encodes 752 amino acids. Gene Ontology annotation, biological process: regulation of transcription by RNA polymerase II. Lineage: Eukaryota; Metazoa; Chordata; Mammalia; Lagomorpha; Leporidae. Gene Ontology annotation, molecular function: RNA polymerase II cis-regulatory region sequence-specific DNA binding; DNA-binding transcription factor activity. The transcript has 4 exons.
UCGGAGUUGGGAGCAGAAGCUCAUUUCCUGAUCAGAGAGGGCCCUGAGAGGCUGCGCUGCUCCUUCUCCCGCAUUCACUGGGGAGUCUUGCUCUGCAAGUGCAGUUGCAGGCGGUUCGGGAGCGCAGCCCCAGACCUGCCGCCCGCCGCUUCUGUGCCUCUGCCUCUGCCACCGUGGGUCCCCAGUUCCAGCGACUUCUCCUGUCCCACCCUCAGCUCUGCUCCCCGUGUGUCCUGAAGAAAGGGGACCUGCUCCCGAGAUUUUCCACGGUGAUGAUAGCAUUUGAAGACCUGGCUGUGUACUUUACGUGGGAGGAAUGGCAGAAAAUGAACAACACUCAGAAAACCCUGUACAGAGAUGUGAUGCUGGAGACCUACAGCAGCCUCUUCUCCUUGGGGCACUGCACUACCAAACCUGACUUGAUCUUCAAGUUGGAGCAAGGAGAAGAGCCAUGGAUGGUGGAUGAAUGCUUGAAUCAGAGCCUUUCAGUGGUCAUGAAAAGGGAUGACCUGAUUAGGAUCAACCAGAAAAGUCAGGACAAAAAUCUGAAUCAGGAUUUUAUGAAAAAUAACAAGACAUCAGCUCACAAGAGAGUUGAAUUAAGAAAAACCCUUAGUUUAAAUUCAAGCCAUGUUCCAACACUGAUUAUUAAAAAGGGAACCUACUCACGAUUGAAUCCUGAGGAAUGCAAUAAAUGUCACACUGUGUAUCCCCCCAGUGGGCCUGAUCAACUACAGGCCGAAGAGAAAUUUGAUAAUACUAAGAUACCUGGAAAGUCUCUCCAGUUCUGUGAACCUCUUGGUCAGCAUGACAAUAUUCACAUCAUGAAGCAGCCAUUUGGACCCACUGGACAAGCAAAAGUCUUCACAAGAAAGAUGUUCUGUAAAUCUGAGAGGGUUCACAUGGCAGAAAACUGUAAUAAAUCAACUGUCACUUUUGGAAAAGCAACUCAAAUAGAAAAAGCUAUCUAUGAAAAUUCUAGCCUCAAUAUGCAUCAACAAACUCACACAAGAAAGAAAUUUUAUAAGUACAUUAGGUAUGUUGAACCUGUCAUUCACCAGUCACAUCUUGCAAUAAAUCAGAGACUAAAUACUAGGGAAAAACUUUACACAUGGAACUCUUGUGGAAAAUCAGUCAGUAUUAAUUCACCUUAUGAAUGUAAUGACUGUGGAAAAGCCUUUGGACAAAAGUCAGUCCUCAGGAAACAUCAGCAAAUUCACACAGGGGAGAAAGCUCAUGAAUGUAGUGACUGUGGAAAAGCCUUUACAGAAAAGUCAUACCUUAUAAACCAUCAGCAAAUUCACACAGGGGAGAAACCUCAUAAAUGCCUUCAUUGUGGAAGAGGCUUUCAGUGGAAGUCACACCUCAUAUUACACCAGAGAAUUCACACAGUGGAGAAACCCUAUGAAUGUAAUGACUGUGGAAAAGCAUUUGGACAAAAGUCACACCUCGUACUGCACCAGAGAAAUCACACAGGGGAGAAAACUCAUGAAUGUAAUUACUGUGGAAAAGGCUUUGGACACAAGUCAGCCCUCCUCAUACAUCAGCAAAUUCACACAGGGGAGAAACUUCAUAAAUGUAAUGACUGUGGAAAAGCCUUUCGACAAAAGUCACACCUCGUACUGCACCAGAGAAUUCACACAGGGGAGAAACCUCAUAAAUGUAAUGACUGUGGAAAAACCUUUGGACGAAAGUCAGGCCUCAUUGUACACCAGAGAAUUCACACAGGGGAGAAACCUCAUGAAUGUAAUGACUGUGGAAAAACCUUUGGACAAAAGUCAGGCCUCAUCGUACACCAGCGAAUUCACACAGGGGAGAAACCUCAUGAAUGUAAUGACUGUGGAAAAGCCUUUGGACGAAAAUCACACCUCAUCGUACACCAGCAAAUUCACACAGGGGAGAAACCUCAUAAAUGUAAUGACUGUGGAAAAGCCUUUGGAGGAAAGUCAUACCUCAUCAAACACCAGAGAAUUCACACAGGGCAGAAACCUUAUGAAUGUAAUGACUGUGGAAAAGCCUUUGGAAGAAAGCCAUACCUCAUAUUACACCAGCAAAUUCACACAGGGGAGAAACCUCAUAAAUGUAAUGACUGUGGAAAAGCAUUUGGACGAAAGUCAUACCUCGUACUGCACCAGAGAAUUCACACAGGGGAGAAACCUCAUGAAUGUAAUUACUGUGGAAAAGGCUUUGGACACAAGUCAGCACUCCUCAUACAUCAGCGAAUUCACACAGGGGAGAAACCUCAUGAAUGUAAUGACUGUGGAAAAACCUUUGGACAAAAGUCAGGCCUCAUCGUACACCAGCGAAUUCACACAGGAGAGAAACCUCAUGAAUGUAAUGACUGUGGAAAAGCCUUUACACAAAAGUCACACCUCAUGGUGCACCAGAGAAUUCACACAGUGAAGAAACCUCAUGAAUGUAAUGACUGUGGAAAAGCCUUUGGACGAAUGUCAGACCUCAUCAUACAUCAGCGAAUUCACACAGGGCAGAAACCUCAUGAAUGUAAUGACUGUGGAAAAGCCUUUGGAUGAAAGUCAGACAUCAUGAUACACCAGCAAAUUCCCACAGGGCAGAAACCUCAUGAAUGUAAUGACUGUGGAAAAGCCUUUGUAUGAAAGUCACACCUCAUAUCACACUGGAGAAUUCACACAGGGGAGAAUCCCCAUGGAUGUAAUGACCAAGGGAAAGCCUCUGGAUAAAAGUCAAUCCUUUGGAAACAUCAGAGAAUUCACACAGGGAGGAAACCUCAUGGAUAUAAUGACUUUGGCAAAGCCUUUGGACCAAAGACAAAACUCAUAUCACAGUAGAAGACAGCCCAUGUGCUUGGGCCUCUGCACCCACAUGGGAGACCAGGAAGAAGCACCUGACUCCUGGCUUCAGAUCAGUGCAGCUAUGGCCAUUGUGGCCAUUUGAGGAGUGAACCAACAGAAAGAAUGCCUUUCUCUCUGUCUUUCUCACUGUGUAACUCUACCUGUCAAAUAAAAAUCUUAAAAAACAAGAAAUUAAACAUCAACUAACACCAGAGCAUUCAUAUAGCAAAAUGUCAAUUUAAUGAAUGUGAAAAAAUUCUUCUGCCAUUAAUCAAUUCACAUGAAGAGACUCAGAAAUGAGAAAACAUACAUGCAUAGAAAAGUCAUGUACCAUACGUCACCUCUCAAUGGUUACCUGACAACUCACAGAAAGAGAAAAUCCUAUGACUGGAUUAUAAUGGGAAAUACCUUUAUUAUUAGGCAAACUUCCACAAAACAUGUGAAGAUUACAGAGAGAAGUCCCUGAAAUAUAAUUUGUUUGGAAGAAUUCUUUGGUGGAAUCACACCUUAGUGAGUAUUGGGAAGUUUCCAUGAUGAAUUAUGACAGAGUGGUUAACCGUUCUUCAGAAAUUUUUCUCUUAUACAACCUGAACUUUUGGUUUCUCAUUAUUGUGAGUGGGAUCAAGUAUAUGAACUGAACUGUGCUCUCUUGUGUAAAUUUUGUUAAUAAAUAUUUAAAAGUUGAGUAACAGUUAUUUCAACAGUUAUUUGGAUUACCAUCUUCAUCAAUUACAAAGUUAUUUGUUUUAUAGCUGCUUUGUUGGCCACCCAGGAUUCUUUCCCCACAUUAUUGCAGUGCAAACCCGUGAUGUGACCAUAGGCAUAUCAAGUGACACAUGUUCCAGCCAUAAUAGUGUACCCCAGCCCUGGAUCAUAAGUGUUCUGUGCAACACAAGGGAAUGAGUUUGUGGUGACCUAUAUACCCAUGAGAAAUUUCAUCUUAUCUGUGUGCACAUCUGGAUUAGGCUCCACUACCUAAGGUCUAUUUGAAUAUGGAAGUAGAUGUUGUCGCACACAUUACCCUCAUUCUUUAAAGGGACAACUUCAAACCCUAUAAGUUGCAACACUCAUCUGAAUUUUCCUAUAUUACUGAGUGCAUAAUGCCUUUUUCAUUCAUGAUGCCCCUUUUCUACACUUUUUCAUCCUAUUCCUAAUUGCCUUGAGAUAACAACAUGGAAUGAAGUCUAUCCAGGUGGUACCCAUUGCAACAGAGAAGCAGGAGCAUAAAUGUAUACUUUUUUAAAAAAGGAUUAAUUUAUUUGAAAGAGUUACACAGAAAGAGCAGAAGCAGAGAGAGAGAGAAUCUUUCAUCCAAUGGUUCACUCCACAAUUGGCCACAAUGGCCAGACUGUGCUGAUCCAAAGCCAGGAGCUUUCUCCAGAUCUCCCAUGUAGGUGCAGGGGCCCAAGCACUUGGGCCUUCUACUAUUUCUCAGGCCAUAGAAGAGAGCUAGAUUGGAAGUGGAGCAGCUGGGUCUUGAACCAGCACCCAUAUGGGAUGCCAGCACUUCAGGUCAGGGCAUUAACCUGCUGUGACACAGUGCUGGCCCCUGUCAUACACUUUUGUAUUAAUUUAACUUAUAAUUUUUAUAACCUUUUUUUGUUGUAUUAUUCCCUGCUCCUGCAGGUGGCCCUCAUUUUUAUUGAAAAUGUGUGUUUUUAUUCCUUCUAAUUUACAAAGUCCUUUCUGGAUUUAUAUAAAUCUGAUUUACAUUCAGUUAGUUCCUCAGGAUACCCUCAGGUGGAACACUUUUCCUAGGUUGCUUGGCCUUCCCAUGAUAACAGGGCUACAAAUUUUAUGAUGCAUCUAGCUUCGGUAGCUCUUUUAUUUCCCAUCUAUAUAAUAGCUGUGCAACUAAUCCAUUCCACCUCCAUUACUACCCAUGAGAAAUAGCUCUUCAUCCCUGUUUAAGUCCCCAAAGCUUCUUAGAAGUGUUCAUCAAAUUCAAUCUUAUUAUAAACAUAUUUAAUAGAAAGUGAAUGAUGUAGCUGCUGGUAGUUUCAGUGAGGUUGAAUGGUUUGCUAGACUGCUGUUUUGUCUGGGUUAUGUUUCAUAUUACUUAGAACUAAUUUUUUACAAUAUUGCUUACCUGAGCACUUUUUCCUAGGCUCCCAGCGAAACAGGUGUUUGAAGAUUUACUGUUAAUUGUCACUAAAGACAGAGGUCCCACAUGGAGAGCACAGAUCCUUAUGAGGUCCUUGGGACAUAGGGAAUAUUUUACCCACUUGAUUUAGUAGUCAGGCACUGGUCUCCAUUGAAGAGAAGAACUCAGCUGAAGAGAAUAUAUAACUCCCUUCUGAUUAAAAAAAGAUAGAUUUACCAUGCCAAACCUGGGUGUGUCACCCUAGGCAUACCCUUGAAAACUGAACAGAGCUCUGGCCACACCCACUGCAAGCUUCUAGAGAUUGACUGAAAGCAGAAAGUCCAUUUACCUACAGUCAUAAUACAAUGAUAAAAACUGCCAGGAAAAAAAAAAGACGAGUAUCUUCACAAAUGCAAGAAUCCAAGAAGCAAGAAUAAGGAAAACAUCAUCAUGCUCCCAAAAGAACAUGACACUUCAAUACUAGAUCAUGAAGAUGAUGAGAUAGAAGAAAUGCAAAAAAUAGAACUCAAAAAUUUGGUCAUAAGAUUACAUAGAAGUAAUCAAAAGCAAAUGCACAAACUACUGAAAUCCAUGAAGGACAUGAAAGAAAAUCUCCCAUGAAAUAAAAAUUAUCAGGAGGAAUCGAGAUGAAAUGAAGAAUUCAACAGAACAUGAAAUUGAGAUAUUAAAAAAGAAAUCAAAAUGAAUGAAGUAUUCAAUAGAACAAAUAAAAAAGGCAGUGGAGAGCCUUAAGAAUAGAAUCAGGCAGAAGAGAGAAUAUCAGACUAAGUAGACAGAGUACAGGAAAGUAUACAGUAAAACCAAACACAAGAACAGGAGAUUAGAAAUCUAAAAAAGACUGUUCGGAAUCUACAGGAUACUAUAUAAAAAAAUAAAACCAACAUUCUGGUUCUAGGAGUUCCUGCAGGCAUGGAGAGAGAGAAAGGAUUAAAAGGCAUUUUUAGUGAAAUAGUAGCAGAAAACUUUCCGGGUUUGGGAAAAGAGACAUCCAAGUACAGGAAGCACACAGAACUUUGAAUAGACAUGACCAGAAAACAUCCUUGCCAUGACACAUUGUAAUCAAACUGCCACAGUGAAACAAAAAGACAAGAUUCUAAAAUGUGUAAGAAAAAUGCCAGAUUACUUUCAAAGGAUCUCCAAUUAGACUCACAGCAGACUUCUCAUCAGAAACCCUGCAGGCUAAGAGAAAAUGGCAAAAUCUAGCCCAAGUCUUAAGAAUAAAACUGUCAUUCCAGAUUAUUAUAGCCUGCAAAACUCUCAUUUGUGAAUGAAGGUGAAAUAAAGACCUUUCAUAACAAACAAAUUGAAAGAAUUUGCCACCACUUGUCCAGACCAGGAAGAUUUCUUCUUUUUAAUUUUUUUUCCACUGUGGUGAAUUUUAUCUUUGUACUAUGACUCUGUAGAUAAGUGGACUUUCUGCUUUCACUGAAUCUCUGGAGGCUUGUAGUGGGUGUGGCCAGAGAGCUCUGUUCAGUCUCCAGGGUUAAGGGUGUGCCUUAGGUAACACACCUAAGUUUGGCAUGUUAAGUCUUAUCUCUCCUUAAUAAUUCUUUCUUCUCAAUGUAAUAUAUAUAUAUGAAUAUAUGUAACAUAUAUAAUAUACAUAUAUUUUAUGCAUAGAUAAAUUUGCCACUAUGUGUCUAGAUACUAGUCUAUUUCCUGAAAAUUAUGGGGGAAAAUAGUGGGAUCUUAAUGUUAUUUUUAUCCAGUAUUAUGUAUGUUUAUUUAAUUUUAGAGUUUGGUAGACUUGGAGACACAGAGAAACAGAGAUUAUGAGCUACAACUUGGUGGCUUACUCUUCAUUCUUGUAAUUUUCAGAAACUGGAUUAUUACAGAAAUCUGAGCUAUUCUUUUCUGAUGAUAAAUACAUUAUAAAAAUUUCAAAAUGUUGCUCUCUAUAUAUUCAUAUUACAAAUUAUAUAUAUGUACAUUUAUAUUGUAA